Molecule: messenger RNA, 1092 nt
Organism: Vicugna pacos (alpaca)
Lineage: Eukaryota; Metazoa; Chordata; Mammalia; Artiodactyla; Camelidae
Gene: FEV
Product: FEV transcription factor, ETS family member
Biological process (GO): regulation of transcription by RNA polymerase II; cell differentiation
Cellular component (GO): nucleus
Molecular function (GO): DNA-binding transcription factor activity, RNA polymerase II-specific; sequence-specific DNA binding
Source: RefSeq, a predicted model, not a curated record
CUUUGGCCCCGGGGGUCCGAGGUGGGGCCCGGUACCCCGCCCCAUCUCUGUUUGCUCAGAGUCAGGGAGGCGGAAAAGAAAUGUCCUCCUGACCCCUAUCAGAGCGCGAGGCCCAGGCCCAUCCCCCGCGCGUCUCCCGGGUUGCGGGGUGCUGGGGGCUGCUGGGUGCGCUUGGCUGCCGCGCGGCGCGUUGGAGACUUUAUUGCGAUGGGGCGAUAAGAGGGGCGGGGGCGGGGUCCGGGGGGCCGAGGCGGCAGCACUUUAAUUAAAACGGAAAUUGCGGCCCCUGCCCGCUCAGGGGGCCGGAGGGUUCCAAGCAGCCUGGUAGCUGGGAGCAUCGCUCCAGGACCCCCUCCAUCCCCUGCCACACCCGGGCAGCCCCCUCCCGCCAGGCCCUGCCGGACCCAGUGCCGUCUUCUCCCAGUCACCCGCGGUCGCCUCUGGCGGGGAUCGUUGCCCCGGAGCGCAAAGCCUGACGAGAUCCCCCUCUCUCACCUCCCCACCCCCCCACCUCCCACCGCCCAGUCCCUGGCGGCGAUGAGACAGAGCGGCGCCUCCCAGCCCCUGCUGAUCAACAUGUACCUGCCAGAUCCCGUCGGAGAUGGUCUCUUCAAGGAAGGGAAGAGCCCAGGGUGGGGGCCGCUGAGCCCCGCGGUGCAAAAAGGGAGCGGGCAGAUCCAGCUGUGGCAGUUUCUGCUGGAGCUGCUGGCGGACCGCGCGAAUGCCGGCUGCAUCGCUUGGGAGGGUGGCCACGGCGAGUUCAAGCUCACGGACCCAGACGAGGUGGCGCGGCGCUGGGGCGAGCGCAAGAGCAAGCCCAACAUGAACUACGACAAGCUGAGCCGCGCUCUGCGCUACUACUAUGACAAGAACAUCAUGAGCAAGGUGCACGGCAAGCGAGGGAACCUCCCUUUCUGCGCCUCCCACUCCCCUCCGGGAUUUGCGGCUGCAACCGCCUUCUCGCGGGUGGCGCGCGCCCUCUGCUGGUCGGAUCAGGGAAAGGCAGAAUCAGGUUUUGUCGCUAAGCUGGGGACCAAGGGCCAGAGGAUCCGACACUUCCUGGCUAACUUUGGCCUUCAGAGAGGAGGGUGA